This is a messenger RNA of Alternaria alternata, 1660 nucleotides long. RefSeq names its product cell division/GTP binding protein. The transcript has 4 exons. The record is from RefSeq and is a predicted model, not a curated record. Gene Ontology annotation, biological process: cytoskeleton-dependent cytokinesis. Gene Ontology annotation, cellular component: septin complex; septin ring; cell division site. NCBI's taxonomy places the organism in Eukaryota, Fungi, Ascomycota, Dothideomycetes, Pleosporales, Pleosporaceae. Gene Ontology annotation, molecular function: GTPase activity; molecular adaptor activity; GTP binding. The coding region runs from base 249 to 1274 and encodes 341 amino acids.
CGGCGGGUCCGAGCUCUUGGGCGCGCGCCCACGGCCUUACCGCCAGAACACUAGCGCGCUUUCGCUUCCUAGCUGCCCCCUUUCCCGCGCCUGCAUCUCCACGAGAAAGUCGCCAGCGCAGCGACCCUGACUAUUUACUCUAUUACGACGACACCUCGUACCCUUUUCUCCCCCCAAAGCUCACCCUCACCCGCACCCACACGCCUCCAUCACCCAAUUCUCCGGAGUCGAGCCUCUCAUCACUCACAAUGGCUGCUCCAUACAACCAGAACCAGUCGCAGCCCAUCUUCCCGGACAGCUAUGUCGGUUUCGACAGCAUCACCAAGCAGAUUGAGAGGAAGUCGGUGAAGCGGGGUUUCCAGUUCAAUGUCAUCUGCGUUGGACAGACUGGUCUCGGCAAGUCGACGCUCAUCAACACCCUCUUCGCCUCGCACCUCAUGGACAGCAAGGGUCGCUUCCAGCCCGACGAGGAGGUCCGCAGCACCACCAACAUCCACCCCGUCUCACACAUCAUCGAGGAAAACGGCGUCCGUCUGCGCCUCAACAUCGUCGACACGCCCGGUUACGGUGACCUGAUCAACAACGAGCGCUGCUGGGACCCCAUUGUCAAGUACAUCAAGGACCAACACAGCGCCUACCUCCGCAAGGAACUCACCGCCCAGCGUGAGAGGUACCUCCAGGACACACGCAUCCACUGCUGCCUGUUCUUCAUCCAGCCAUCUGGCCACGCCCUCAAGCCCAUUGACAUUGUCGUCCUCAAGAAGCUGAGCGAGUUUGUCAACGUCGUACCCGUCAUCGCCAAGAGCGACAGCUUGACCCUCGAGGAGCGUGCCGAGUUCAAGCACAGGAUAAAGGAGGAGUUCCAGUUCCACAACCUGCGCAUGUACCCCUACGACAACGAGGAGGACGACAACGAGGAGGUCCAGGCAAAGCAGGCCAUCAAGGAGCUCCUUCCCUUUGCCGUUGUCGGCUCUGAGAGGACCGUUGUAGUCAAUGGCAAGAACGUCCGUGGCCGCCAGAACAAGUGGGGUAUUAUCAACGUCGAGGACGAGAACCACUGCGAAUUCGUCUACCUCCGUAACUUCCUCACCCGCACCCACUUGCAAGACCUGAUCGAGACGACCGCACAAAUCCACUACGAGUCGUUCCGCGCCAAGCAGCUGCUUGCCCUCAAGGAGAGCUCUCACCAGGGCCAUUCCUCGCGUCCCAUCUCACCCGCUGCCGACCGCGAGCUUAGCAGGAACAGCCAGCGCAUGACCAUGAACGGGUACUAGGAGUUCCCAAAUCAUAAUCGCGUCGAUAGCAGCGGUGGCAAGCUGCCGAGCAUGCGCGGCGGUGGAGGGCUAGAGCCUCGCAUAGACAGACCUGUCCCCAUGAUCGAUGCUAUCUGAGUGGGAGUGCGUUGGACGGGCGAUUUGCGUUGCGGACAUGUUUUGAUACCAGUGCAUCAUCUAGCACGAAACGGAGGGACGAGCCAGAGCACGGGAGAGUGGGUGACUUUGUGACACUUCAGAUUUGACAACCUUUCUCAAAUAUCCUUUUAGUUACGAUGGAACCUUGAUACUUUUUCUUCUUCUCGUAUGUCAUAGCACGGUGUAGUGGUUGUUGGGCUAAGACGCUGGGUAGUGCCCGGUAGGAUAGCAAACUAAUUUGAAGCCUA